Molecule: messenger RNA, 1209 nt
Organism: Paracoccidioides brasiliensis Pb18
Exons: 4
Coding region: 1-1209 (402 amino acids)
Source: RefSeq, a predicted model, not a curated record
AUGGUAGCAACAUGGCCUAUUCGAGGCCUGCUUGUGCAGUGCCUGAUUUUUAUACCCCUUUUGUUUUCAACUACAGCACUUGCAGAGUCUUUGGUUGAGGCUCUGAAUGGAUAUCCCUCAUUGUCCAGAUUUCAGUCGCUUCUUCAAGACAAGCCCGCGCUAGCUCCACUGCUGAGCAAGGGCUCGCCUGGAUCCGUUGUCACAUUUCUCGUCCCCAAUGACGCUGCAUUCGCCGCCUUUCGUGCUGCAAAUGGCGGUUCGGACAUCAGCGACCUCCCCAACUCGGAGCUGGAGCGUAUCCUGGAAUACCACAUCCUUUCUAGGAAUUUGCCAUCGGCUAAGCUCCUGAAUCCCCCCCCUCAAAGCUUGGUGGUGCCGACCCAGCUCACGGGGGAGGAGUAUAAUAAUCGUUCCGCAGGUGAUGCACUGCAAAUGGUGGAAGGUGGAGGCAAGCAGAGUAGUUCUGGUCAGGUUGUGGUGUUGAAUGUUGGGCCGCAGAGUUUGCAAAAGCGACAGCAAGAGGAAAUUGACGUCCUGUCGGGUUUGUAUAAAUCCGUGAAGAUGACCCUUAUUGAUGGGAUGUGGGAUGGAGGUUUGUUUCACAUGGUUGACGGGCUACUUACGCUUCCACGAGUCUGCACUAAGACAAUUGAAAGCCAGAACCUCACAGCUCUCACUCGGGCACUGGUUCGCACCAAAAUCGGCCCCAUCCUUGACACUUUAAGGAACGUUACUUGCAUCGGCCCAACAGAUACUGCAUUUGAGCAAGCGGACAGUCCAGACAAAGUUGCUGAACCCGGUGAUCUGGCAAAGGCGCUUACUUUCCAUACUCUCACGGAACCAGUUUAUACCAAUUUCCUAUCGGACGGCCAAAUGUUUACGACUGUGAGCAAUGACACGAUUCGAGUGACGGUGAAUGACACAGGGAUCUAUUUCAACGAUGCAAAGCUGAUUAGGAGGAACGUCAUAACGAAUAACGGCGUUAUCCAAGUUGUUGACAAGGUCAUGUCCCCCCUCAAACAAGAGGAGUCCAAACCGACCACGACCACGAACACAAACCCCAAACUAUCACCAACCGGACCAGGACCAGCGUCAUCGUCAAAGGCCGGUGCUUCUAUGCUGGAGAAUCCAUUUGGUGGCUCUACAUCAGCCGGGCUAACCGCUUUCCUGAUGACUGGUAUCAUGUCUCUUGCGGCUUGGUGGAUGUAA